GAGCAGGUGUUUGCCAUGUUUUGCCUCUCAGUUUAGUUUCACAUUCAGUUUUCACCAGUUUACCUCAGUUUUCUCCAGCCGUCAUGUCUCGGGGGUCAAGUGCAGGAUUUGACCGCCACAUUACCAUCUUCUCCCCGGAGGGAAGACUCUACCAAGUCGAGUAUGCCUUCAAAGCCAUCAACCAGGGAGGACUGACCUCUGUAGCGGUCAGAGGGAAGGACUGCGUUGUGGUCGUCACACAGAAGAAAGUCCCUGAUAAGCUGUUGGAUGCUUUGACAGUCACACAUCUGUUCAGAAUCACAGAGAACAUUGGCUGUGUUAUGACCGGCAUGACUGCUGACAGCAGGUCUCAGGUACAGAGGGCCCGGUAUGAAGCAGCUAACUGGAUGUAUAAGUAUGGCUAUGAGAUCCCUGUGGACAUGCUGUGUAAACGCAUGGCUGACAUCUGCCAAGUCUACACACAGAACGCUGAGAUGAGGCCACUAGGAUGCUGUAUGAUAGUGGUUGGAACUGAUGAAGAACUGGGUCCACAGCUGUAUAAGUGUGACCCGGCCGGCUACUACUGUGGCUUUAAGGCCACAGCAGCUGGAGUCAAACAGACAGAGGCCACCAGCUUCCUGGAGAAGAAAGUCAAGAAGAAGCUGGAUUGGACCUAUGAGCAAACUAUAGAGACGGCUAUCUCAUGUUUGUCAACGGUACUGUCCAUCGACUUCAAGCCGUCAGAGCUGGAGGUGGGAGUCGUCACAACACAGGAACCUCGAUUCAAGAUUUUGUCAGAGUCUGAGAUUGAUGCUCACCUGGUGGCUUUGUCUGAGAGAGAGUGAGGAAAGUUGGCAGCCAUUGUGCAGCCGUCGUCAUUACGUGCUCUGAAAAGGAUGAUGAAUGGUAGAUCCAGAAAAACCCCACCUCACUCACACAAAGGUUUCAUCUAGAAGGAAGAUAAAGGAGGAGCUGGGAUCAUCUUGUUUAGAAGACAUGAACAACACAGUAAAGUUGAGACAAAACAAUACAGAACAAUAAGGUCAUGUUUUACCAGGUGGGUAGAAUACGUCACCCAGCUCCACUGUCUGUGCUCCCACCAUGGCACUUACACCCCCUCCAUCCUCCCUGGUCAUAGUCAGGACCUGACUGGACACAACAUUAUCCACAAAUCGCGCCCCCCUCCUGCAUUUUCCUUCUAGACACACUGAGACAUCUCACAGGGCCUGGAAAGAUGCUGGACAUUGACAUCAGUCCACCAUGACACAUCGGCCUGAUAUGCUCCUCGGUCUCUGUGUGUCAGACAGCCAUUGACCACAGUGGCCUCUGUGUAUGCAGCUCAGCCCAAAUGACUUCAGUUGUCAAGUGUGACGUGAGCAGAUUGGAGGACGGAGGUGUGGUAACACUACAACUACAGCACAAUACCUCUGAAGUAUGGACUCGGUAUGGUCCAGUAGCUUCUUGAGUCACUGUAUUUAAAACAGUGCUUCCUAACCAUCUCUACUCAGGGCUGCCAUGACUUGUACUUUCCGAAUCUCUCAUUUUAUUCAUCUGCCUCAAAGUGUCUCCUCUCUGUUGUCUUUAGCCCCAGGGUGAUGUUUAUUCUCUGACGUACUUUUCGAUGACCCAGGGAACAGCUGUGGGAAUUCUCCCAUUGUGACAGUCACCAUCGUCACACCCCUGCUUAUGUCUGCUCAGGUCAAUGUCAAUGGGAAGUCGCUUAUUAUUUCUGUCUCUCCCUUGUGUCUUGAUCCUCCUCUCCUCUGCUGCCAUUGCUGUACACUACUGCACCUCUAUUAAAAAGUGUUUUUAUUGAA
This is a messenger RNA of Toxotes jaculatrix (banded archerfish), 1796 nucleotides long. RefSeq names its product proteasome 20S subunit alpha 6a (gene psma6a). Bases 84 to 824 code for a protein of 246 amino acids. The transcript is spliced from 7 exons. Lineage: Eukaryota; Metazoa; Chordata; Actinopteri; Toxotidae. Gene Ontology annotation, biological process: ubiquitin-dependent protein catabolic process. Gene Ontology annotation, cellular component: proteasome core complex, alpha-subunit complex; cytosol; nucleus. The record is from RefSeq and is a predicted model, not a curated record.